AUGGAUUCAAGAGUAGGGUUCAAAGAUGAUUCGCUUUUGCCGCAGAUAAAACAUGUUGUUUUGGGGGAAACAAUUGGACAAGGUGCUUUUGCGUGUGUCAAAAAUGCACAUUUGGAAGCUGAUCCAAACGUCAUCAUAGCUGUGAAGUUCAUCCAUAUGCCUACAUGCAAGAAAUAUGGUCUCAACGAUAAAGAUGUUGCUGGAGAAGUCAUUUUGCAUUCAAGGUGCUCGAAGCAUCCCAAUGUGUUACGUGUAAUUGACUGUAACAUAUCUCAGGACUACUUCUGGAUUGCCAUGGAAAUGGCGGAUGGGGGUGAUCUGUUUGACAAGAUCGAACCUGACGUUGGGGUUGAUGCGGACGUGGCUCAAUUCUAUUUUCAGCAGUUGGUAAAUGCUGUGACAUAUCUACAUGAGCAAUGCGACGUUGCUCAUCGCGAUAUCAAGCCAGAAAAUAUUUUACUGGAUAAAAACGGCAACUUGAAGCUAGCAGAUUUUGGAUUGGCAUCACGAUUUAGACGUAAAGAUGGCUCACUUAAAAUUUCGAGUGAUCAGCGUGGAUCACCUCCAUAUAUGGCACCCGAGAUCCUACACUCGGGGGAAUAUUACGCGGAUAUGACGGAUAUAUGGUCAAUUGGCGUUUUGAUAUUUGUCAUUCUCACAGGAGAGACACCUUGGGAAUUUCCAUCUUUCGAAGAUGAAAAUUUUGAACUUUUCAUAUCCAACAAGGGAAACCUAAAUUUGGGAACUUGGUCAAAACUUGAUUUCACCCAUUUAAAUUUACUGCGUAAAAUUUUGCAGCCAGACCCGGCAUACAGAAUUUCAUUGGCGGAAUUGCGACAACAUCCAUGGUUUACUGCAAGAGCAAGACUUUCAAAUUCGAAUGGGCUUUGUAAAGAUGCUUCUCUACUGGCGGAAAAAUUACUGUCAAACUUGAGAAUUUCAUUGAGCGACGAUGAGUACAAUAGCUACACUCAGGAUCCUUCUGUCAGUUAUAGAAAUAAAAAAGUCAGCUCAACUCAACCUGUGGAAACGGAUCUAGCCGGACUAGAACAUGACGCUGGGGUCGGUAAUGCGUUCACACAAUAUGACUCGCUACGUUCCAAACUAGGACCAUCGGCAACCCAAGAUACUAGGUGGAUGCAGUAUAUGAGUAAGGAUGUUGCUGCGUUACAAUUUCUUAGAGCUGACGAUAGAGAGCUUUCGUCUUAUUUGCAAUUUAAUCCCAAUAGAUUAACAAGAUUUUAUUCUGAUCAAAGUAUAGAUGCUAUCCUUCCAAUUUUUGAGAAGGGCCUACAAUUUACUGGGAUUAAAGUUCGACGUGAUAUGUAUCAGCAUUUUGUAAAGCUAACUCAAAAAUUGGGGGAGAGUGGCGUUUACCCUUUAUCCAUAAAUAUAAAAACAAUAGACAGAAAGGGUGCUUCAUUAUGUGGCACUGCUUUAAUACAAGUUGUGGAGGACGACCUAAAAAGUAUCACUUUUGCGAGGAAAAGUGGAGACCCUUUGGAAUGGAGAAGAUUGUUCAAAAAGAUUGCUCUGCUUUGUAGAGACAUCAUCCUGGUGCCAAAUUGA
Zygotorulaspora mrakii is the source of this 1569-nucleotide messenger RNA. RefSeq names its product serine/threonine protein kinase CHK1 (gene CHK1). NCBI's taxonomy places the organism in Eukaryota, Fungi, Ascomycota, Saccharomycetes, Saccharomycetales, Saccharomycetaceae. Gene Ontology annotation, biological process: mitotic G2 DNA damage checkpoint signaling; protein phosphorylation. Gene Ontology annotation, cellular component: cytoplasm; site of double-strand break; nucleus. Gene Ontology annotation, molecular function: protein kinase activity; ATP binding. The record is from RefSeq and is a predicted model, not a curated record. The coding region runs from base 1 to 1569 and encodes 522 amino acids. The transcript has a single exon.